AUGUCUGACUUAGUUAACAAGAAAUUCCCAGCCGGCGACUACAAAUUCCAAUACAUUGCAAUCAGUCAAAGCGAUGCUGAAAGCGAAGCUUGUAAGAUGCCACAAACAGUUGAAUGGUCCAAAUUGAUUUCCGACAACAAGAAGGUCAUCAUUACUGGUGCUCCAGCUGCUUUCUCCCCAACAUGUACUGUCAGCCAUAUUCCAGGUUACAUCAACUACUUGGAUGAAUUGGUUAAAGAAAAGGAAGUUGACCAAGUCAUUGUUGUCACUGUUGACAACCCAUUUGCCAACCAAGCAUGGGCUAAGAGCUUAGGUGUUAAGGAUACUACACACAUCAAGUUUGCUUCCGACCCAGGUUGUGCUUUCACCAAAUCCAUCGGUUUUGAAUUAGCCGUCGGUGACGGUGUUUACUGGAGUGGUAGAUGGGCCAUGGUUGUUGAAGACGGUAUCGUUACUUACGCCGCCAAGGAAACCAACCCAGGUACCGAUGUUACCGUUUCCUCUGUCGAAAGUGUCUUGGCCCAUUUGUAG
This is a messenger RNA of Saccharomyces paradoxus, 531 nucleotides long. It is a transcript of the gene AHP1, whose product is annotated as thioredoxin peroxidase AHP1. Gene Ontology annotation, molecular function: thioredoxin peroxidase activity. The record is from RefSeq and is a predicted model, not a curated record. Gene Ontology annotation, cellular component: peroxisome; mitochondrion; cytoplasm. Lineage: Eukaryota; Fungi; Ascomycota; Saccharomycetes; Saccharomycetales; Saccharomycetaceae. The transcript has a single exon. The coding region runs from base 1 to 531 and encodes 176 amino acids. Gene Ontology annotation, biological process: hydrogen peroxide catabolic process; cellular response to oxidative stress; cell redox homeostasis.